AUGGUGAUUCUCGAGACUGCCGCCUCUAAGGCGGCUGGUUCUGGUGCUUAUCGAAGCAGCAAAGGAAAUGGAUUCGCAAAGAAUGUGUCUCUGAUAUUUUUGACUUUUCAAAAUUCGGCCCUGAUACUGGUGAUGCAUUACUCUAGAGUCAUGCCUCCGGAAGGUGACCACCGAUAUUUCACAUCCACAGCCGUCUUCAUCAACGAAGUUAUCAAGUUGGCCAUAUCCCUGACGUUGGCCCUGUACGAGACGUCCAAGACCCUUGCUCCCAGCACGCCGGCUACCGUACUCUUCGAGCAGAUCUACAAUGGGGUAUUCUCCAGUGAUGGUUGGAUGUUGGCUGUGCCUGCCGCUUUAUACACGUUUCAGAACCUGCUGCAGUAUGUGGCUGUUGGGAACUUGGACCCUGUGCAUUUCCAGGUGUUGUAUCAAGUAAAGAUCCUCACAACUGCUAUUUUCAGCGUUUUUCUUCUGCGCCGCCAGCUUGGUUUCAAAGGUUGGACGUCCUUGAUCAUUCUGACAUGUGGUGUCUGCGUUGUCUCUUUACCGUCCUCCGAAAAGGCCACCAGCUCGCUCCUCCUGCACGGCGUGCCAGACCACUAUUUUCCUCGAUCAAAGCACGAAAUCGGCCAAACUGUGGCUGGCGCAGCUGUCCCUGAAGCAGCGCUGCACCUCAGCAAGCGAUCUGCUACAUACGAAGGCAUUGCGAAAGACCUGCCACCCGCUGAUCCCAUUAUGAACUUUUCCGUUGGAGUCUCCGCGGCACUCAUCUCAGCUGUUGUGUCCGGUCUGGCGGGUGUAUACUUCGAGAAGCUGCUCAAGGAGAGCUCCACAAAUGCGAGCGUCUGGAUGCGAAAUGUCCAGUUGAGCUUCUACUCGCUCAUCGCGGCCUUCCUGGGAGGUUGUGUGUACCAGGAUGGGGCUGGUAUUCAAGAACACGGCUUUUUUGAGGGGUACAAUGCCGUCGUUUGGGCCGCCAUCUUACUCCAGGCUGCAGGUGGUUUGCUCGCUAGUCUUGUGAUUCGCGAUGCCGACAACAUCGUAAAGAACUUUGCCACCAGCAUUAGCAUUGUCAUCAGCUUCGUUGUGAGCGUGUGGAUAUUUGAUUUCGCCGUUACCAUGACUUUUCUCCUGGGUACUUCCCUCGUCCUCCUCGCUACAUACAUCUACAGUGUCCCGGAGCGCAAACUCCACCGCCCACCUCCCAUGCGCAUAGUCAGCUUUGAGAAACCCGCCAUUGAGCAAACCGUUACACCGUUACAAACUCCCCGCACAGCAGACUUUCGCCGUCUCAACGCCGACCCCUUUGACAGCAAGGGCCUUGGCAAAACGACCAGUCGGCCUGGUAGUCCUAUGCUGCCGCGUGUGGCCAGUCGUACUCAUGUUCAUAAAGAAGAGUACUAG
This is a messenger RNA of Pochonia chlamydosporia 170, 1404 nucleotides long. Its product is annotated as UDP-galactose transporter. The transcript has 5 exons. Gene Ontology annotation, cellular component: Golgi membrane. The coding region runs from base 1 to 1404 and encodes 467 amino acids. Gene Ontology annotation, molecular function: UDP-galactose transmembrane transporter activity. The record is from RefSeq and is a predicted model, not a curated record. NCBI's taxonomy places the organism in Eukaryota, Fungi, Ascomycota, Sordariomycetes, Hypocreales, Clavicipitaceae. Gene Ontology annotation, biological process: pyrimidine nucleotide-sugar transmembrane transport.